AUGGAGAACUCAACGCAAGUCAAGUUAUUUUACCUAUUUGGCUUACAAGAGACAUUUAACAACAAAUCAUUAUAUUUUAUCUUGUCUCUUAUCACAUACCUUCUCAUCAUCACUGUGAAUCUGACUCUGAUCAUAACAAUCAUUCAGGAGAAAGGCCUCCAUGAGCCCAUGUAUAUCUUUCUGUGUAGUCUAUGUGUUAAUGGGUUGUACGGAACCACUGGUUUCUACCCCAAGUUCUUACUGGACCUUCAGUCAGAUGUUCAGGUGAUAUCUUAUGGUGGAUGUUUGAUUCAAGCCUAUGUAAUAUACACAUCUGUCAUGUGUGAAAUUUCUAUUCUUACAGUGAUGUCUUAUGACAGGUACGUGGCAAUAUGCAGACCAUUACUAUAUCAUACCAUUGUGACAUCUUUAACUGUUAGAAAGUUACUCUUAUUUUCUUGGUGUGAUCCUUUGUUUAUAGCACUCAUAACACUUCGUUUAACAGUCAGAAUUCCUUUGUGUGGAUCUCGCAUUGAUAAAAUCUUCUGUGACAAUCCUUCUAUACUGAAGCAUUCAUGUUUACCCAUUACCAUCAAUCGGAUUUGGAGCCUUUUUACAAUAGUGGUUCAAGUUUUACAGAGUGAGAAUAGCACAGAGCUGUUUGAGACCCUGGGUCUGGAAUGGGAGAUCGACGUGGGUGCGGAGAGGUGGCAGAGUGGUUUGCCCCCAGGCCCGUAG
Molecule: messenger RNA, 717 nt
Organism: Coregonus clupeaformis (lake whitefish)
Lineage: Eukaryota; Metazoa; Chordata; Actinopteri; Salmoniformes; Salmonidae
Product: olfactory receptor 2J2-like
Exons: 2
Coding region: 1-717 (238 amino acids)
Biological process (GO): G protein-coupled receptor signaling pathway
Cellular component (GO): membrane
Molecular function (GO): G protein-coupled receptor activity; olfactory receptor activity
Source: RefSeq, a predicted model, not a curated record